This is a messenger RNA of Phragmites australis (common reed), 3376 nucleotides long. RefSeq lists its product as uncharacterized. Bases 352 to 2628 code for a protein of 758 amino acids. The record is from RefSeq and is a predicted model, not a curated record. The transcript is spliced from 4 exons. NCBI's taxonomy places the organism in Eukaryota, Viridiplantae, Streptophyta, Magnoliopsida, Poales, Poaceae.
AUUUCGGCGCUCUACUUCUCUCCCCUCGUGCAUCCGCGCCCCCAGUCCGCCUCUCCCCCGAACGCUCAAAUCCCAAUCCCAGUUCGCAGCUCGCCCUCAGAAUCCGACCUCGCCGCCGUCUCCUCGCUCCCAGGCUGAUUUGACUCCGAAACCGCGUCCUUAAGGAUUUCUUGUCUGUUUCUUGCCUUCUUGGUCGUCGAUUUUUGCCACCAAAUCCCGGUCUUGAGCGGUUCUUGGAGCUGUGGGCGUGGUCUCUGCUCCACAUUCGGCAGUUUCUUGGAGCAAAGCUCGGGUUUUGGCCGAUCUCUGCGAGAUUCUUGGCCGUUCGUGCGCGAUAACUGGGCGCCGCUGAUGGUGGCGAGGAUGAUGCGGUGGCCGCGGCCCCCGGCAGCGCGCAAGUUCCGCGUUCGGCUGGUGGUGCGGCGGGCCGAGGGGCUGCCGCCGCCCGCGGUGGAGCCGUCCUCGCCAGACCAGGAGGCGGCGGGCUGCAAGCCGUCGAGGGUCGUCGCGGCGGAGGUGAGGUGGAAGGGGGCCAGGGCGUCGGCGCUGGGCUCGCUGCGGCGCAGCGCGGUCAGGCGCAACCGCACGCGGGCGGAGGAGGCGGCCGCGUGGGAGGAGGAGUUUGAGAGCGUCGUGACGCUCGUGGCCGCGUCGCAACGGGAGGGUGCCGCGUUCCAGCCCUGGGAGCUCGCCUUCUGCGUGUUCAGCGAUGUGAGCAAAGGCACAAAGAAUAAACCAUCAAUUCUGGGAACUGCUUCUCUUAACCUAGCAGAUUAUGCAUCAGCAGCUGAGGAGGAGAUCGAGAUAAUUCUCCCGUUGUCUGUGCCUGAAGGUGCACGUGAACUGGCCCCAUCGCUUCAUCUCACUCUGAGUAUGGUGGAGCUAAGAGCUUUUCAUGAAACAUCCGAUGCAUCACAACGACCUGCUGCAACCUUGCCAUUGUCCCCAUCAUCCAGUGCUUCUCUUCCAGGAGGAAAAGAUGAGGUUUCUGUUAUUAAAGCAGGGCUGAGAAAGGUGAAAAUUCUCACAGAUCUAGUGUCGACACGAAGGUCCAAGAAGACUUGCCAAGAUGAUGAAGGCAGUGAAGAUAAGUGCUGUGUUAACAGUGAUGUUGCUGAAUAUCCCUGUGAUACUGAGUCUCUCGAUGAAGAUCUGGAUGACAGAGCACAUGAAGAUGAAAUUGGGGAUUCAACUAUCAGAAAGUCCUUCAGUUACGGCUCAUUGCAAUCUUCCAGUUAUGUUGGUGGCCUAGUUUAUGCCCAUGCAAAGAUUGAUGGAGAGCAUGAGGACUGGAUCUAUUAUAGUCACCGGAAAUCUGAUGUUGGUUCUCAUGUAGAGGAAGUUUUGUCAUCGACCGCAGAGGAAACUGUGUUGCCAAGUGCAAAACGGAGUAUCCUUCAUUGGAGAAAGAGGAAGUUGAGUUUACGAUCACUGAAGGCUAAAGGUGAACCUCUGUUAAAAAAGGCUUAUGGAGAAGAGGGAGGUGAUGAUAUUGACUAUGAUCGACGCCUGCUAACGUCUUCUGAUGAAUCUAUUUCAGAGGGAUCAAGAGGCAAAGAUGGAUCAGCUAAUGGCAUGGUGUCAGAAUUUGGCGAUGACAAUUUUGUUGUGGGGAAUUGGGAGUCGAAGGAGAUACUUAGCCGUGAUGGCCAUAUGAAGCUUUCUUCCCAGGUGUUCUUUGCAUCAAUAGACCAGAGAAGUGAGCGAGCUGCCGGAGAGAGUGCAUGUACAGCACUUGUGGCUGUUAUUGCAGACUGGUUCCAAGCAAAUCAGAAUAUGAUGCCUAUUCAGUCACAAUUUGACAGCCUUAUUCAUGAAGGAUCACUAGAGUGGAGAAACCUUUGCGAGAAUGAGACAUAUCGUGAGUGUUUUCCUGACAAGCAUUUUGAUCUUGAAACUGUCCUUCUUGCCAAGAUCCGCCCACUCACAGUUUCCCCCAGCAAAUCUUUUAUUGGAUUCUUCCAGCCUGAAGGCGACGAAGACGUGAGCGGUUUUGACUUUCUUAAUGGCACCAUGUCAUUUGAUAACAUCUGGGAUGAGAUUAACAAGGCAGCAGAGUUCGCAUCUAGUGAUAACCCUAAUCUAUACAUAGUGAGCUGGAAUGACCACUUUUUUCUCCUCAAGGUUGAGCGUGAUGCAUAUUACAUUAUCGAUACCCUUGGAGAAAGGUUCUACGAAGGGUGCAGCCAGGCAUACAUUUUGAGGUUUGACAACAACACCACGAUUCACAAGGUACCUGCCAAAAAGAAACCAUCAAGCCCUGACUCAAGUGGACCGUUAAAGGAUUCUUCAGGUUCAGAGAGCUAUUCAACCGAGCCGGACAGUGAGAAUGGCAUCAAAGAGAACAUACUUGUGUCGAAGGGCAAGGAAUCAUGCAAAGAAUACAUCAAGAGUUUUUUGGCAGCCAUACCAAUCCGGGAACUACAGGUGGACAUCAAGAAAGGACUGAUGGUAUCAACCCCAUUGCACCACCGCCUACAAAUUGAGUUCCACUACACCCAAUCAUCCCCGAAAGAGAUUGCAUCACCCCCUCAUCUCCUUACUGUCGAUGCCCCUUUUGAGUUCUCAUGGCCUGAGCCACCACCAACAAUGGAAUUUUCACUAACACCUGCUGUCUCUGUUGUAUAACUUGCUACCACGGUGGCUGAGACACGAUGACAAUCUGCCCUGAUGUUUAACACGAAGAUCCUCUUUUUCCUUGGGCCACCGCAUGAAGGGAAACCGAGAUGAAGAUUUACUGUCUAAUAUGAACUGACUACUAUAGGUCUUCCUCCCAGGCAUAUAGUAUCAUUGGAGCCUUCUGCCUGGUUUUUGUAGAGGUGUAUGCUCCUAUCUUCUCUCAUCUGCUGGGUUGUAAUCUUUUGGACCCUUGUAUGACUAGUUAAUGAGGAAUGUACCUGUGUUAUAAUUAGCUACAGGUCCUGUUUAUUUAUAUAUGUAAGAUCAUCUCUAACUAUAUUCCCUUCAUUUCGUUCUCUUCUCAAUUCCCUUUUUCGUUCCUAUUCUCUUUAUUUUCUUUUAUCUCCAACAGCUUCCUUUCGAGAGGAAUUGUGAAACAAAAGGAGAGAGAAUUUUAUCUCGAAGGGAAUGACUCUGAGAAUUCCGUCGUGAAGGGAACCGUGAAGAGAAAUCGUUGGAGCGUUAAGGGAAUGAAAAUCUCUUCACGAUGGGAUUUUGGUCUCCGAAAGGAAUCUGUUGGGACUAGCCUAACCUGUCGAUAUGUUCCCCACAAACAUCGAGCUGGCAUUUUGAAUCUGCUAUUUGGAAGCAGCAUAUGUUCACAUAUUUUGAUUUAACGUGUUUCUCAGAGCUGUGAUGCUGUCUCUGGACAUAACUGAAUCUAUUUUGGCCAAAAGUUUGACUGUUAUGCUGUUAA